Molecule: messenger RNA, 762 nt
Organism: Aspergillus clavatus NRRL 1
Lineage: Eukaryota; Fungi; Ascomycota; Eurotiomycetes; Eurotiales; Aspergillaceae
Exons: 3
Coding region: 1-762 (253 amino acids)
Source: RefSeq, a predicted model, not a curated record
AUGCGAUUCAUCCAGGUCAUCGCCAUCCUCCCAGCUCUUGCUGCGGCGCAAGAGCAGGUUCCCCUUGGGGACCGUGUUCAGGGAUGGUUGAACAAAGCCAAGUCUUACCUGCCAACUGCAACUCCCGUCAUUCCCCCAGUGGUUGAGAAGGUGGUCGAACAGACCAAGAAGAUCCAGGAGAAGACUGUCACCCCCUGGAACGCGAGCAACUGGCAGUCUAUCCUGGAGCCAUCUUCCGAGCCACAGGAUUGGCUCUUGUACAUUACCGGUGGUAACAAGACAUGCUUCGGUCGCUGUGGUCCGGCGGAUAAGGCGUUCAACGAAUCGGUCCUGCUGUUCUCUGCAGACCCAACCUCGCCCAACCUUGGUUAUUUGAACUGUGACUCCGACCAACUCCUGUGCUCCACCUGGUCUGCUGGCGCUCCCUCCGUCUGGUACUUUAAGGUUCCCCAGGCUCAGCUCGGAGAAGGACGUGCUGCUACUCCUCUUCACAUCGUCCACUUGAACGCGACGACUGUGACCCCGCAGGAAAUCUACAAGAUCCACUCCGAGAAGACCUAUGAGAAGACCCCUGCCUAUGAGGGUGCCCUUCACCCAACCGACGGCUGGCUGGCACAGAACAACCUUCUGAUUCCUGUGGGCUAUGUCAUCUAUGCUUUCGGCGUGGUUCCUAGCUGGCUUUUCAUGAUCUUCAUCAGUUUCUUCAGCCGAACCAUGAUGAGCCGUCGCGUGGGCAACGCUGGAGCCAAUCGUCCUAAUUAG